AUGGGCGAUUUUGAUUUAAAUGUGGACAGUCUUAUACAGCGGCUGCUGGAAAAUUUCAAAAAGCAAAAAGAAGCCGAAGAGCAUGCACAGAAGCUGCUCAUUGCUCAGCAAUUGGGGUCUGCUGCCGCUGGUGCUACUGGGGGUGCUGGCGCCUCAACUUCCAGUUCAGCUACAGCUGGCGGCGGCAGUGGUACACCCACAUCUUCGCUUAACGAUCCGCUGGAGGAGCUUAGCGAGCAUCAGCGACGUAUAUUGCAACAAUAUUCUAUAUCGCCGCCAAGUGAAACAAUGAUCUCAGCGGAUGGCGAUCAAAUAACGGUGCAUCAUCCGCGUGACGAACCAAAGAAAUCACGUUUGAAAUUACGCGAUUUUUUCGUCGCUGAAUUUGUGCGCAGUUGCCGCACGGGCAAACAAGUACAGAUGACGGAGGCCGAGGUGCGUGGCUUGUGCCUCAAAUCGCGUGAGAUAUUCUUGCAACAGCCGAUCUUGCUGGAGUUGGAGGCGCCACUGAUCAUUUGCGGCGACAUACAUGGACAGUACACAGAUUUACUGCGCCUAUUCGAAUAUGGCGGCUUUCCACCAGCUGCCAAUUAUUUGUUCCUUGGCGAUUAUGUGGAUCGAGGCAAGCAGUCGCUGGAGACAAUUUGUCUGCUCUUGGCCUAUAAGAUUAAAUAUCCAGAGAAUUUCUUUUUGUUGCGCGGCAAUCAUGAAUGCGCCAGUAUAAAUAGAAUUUAUGGCUUCUAUGACGAAUGCAAGCGUCGCUAUAAUGUCAAACUGUGGAAGACAUUUACCGAUUGCUUCAAUUGUCUGCCAGUUGCUGCUAUAAUUGAUGAAAAAAUAUUCUGCUGUCAUGGCGGCUUGAGUCCUGACUUGCAAGGCAUGGAACAAAUACGUCGUCUCAUGCGGCCCACAGAUGUGCCCGAUACUGGCUUGCUCUGUGAUUUGCUUUGGAGUGAUCCCGACAAGGAUGUGCAGGGCUGGGGCGAGAAUGAUCGUGGAGUUAGCUUCACCUUUGGCGUUGAUGUUGUAUCAAAGUUUUUAAAUCGGCACGAGCUGGACUUGAUUUGCCGCGCGCAUCAGGUCGUUGAGGAUGGCUAUGAGUUCUUUGCCCGUCGCCAGUUAGUGACAUUAUUCUCGGCGCCCAAUUAUUGUGGCGAGUUUGAUAAUGCUGGCGGCAUGAUGACCGUGGAUGAUACGCUCAUGUGCUCAUUCCAGAUAUUGAAGCCAUCGGAGAAGAAGGCCAAAUAUUUGUACAGCGGCAUGAACUCAUCGCGACCAACAACACCGCAACGAAGUGCACCAAUGCUGGCGUCCAAUAAGAAAAAAUAAUAUAUCCAUCCGCUUCCAUUUCCUUAAAGGUUCAACAACAAUUACACGAAUAACUUUUAUAUGUAUACAGAAGAACAUAAACUAAAUCUAAAUUUAAUGUGUGCAACAGUUUAACUAGUUGAAAGCAAACGAUAAACAAACUUAAAUUCAAAUGAAUAAGCAUAUUAACUAUUAUAUACACAUAUUUGGUUUUGCAUAUGAAUGUAUGUAUGUACGUAUGUAUGUAACUUCAAUCAUUGUAUACACUUUCCUAUAUUAUUUAUUAAACCUAACAUUAUACAUACAUUCAGAUACAAAUAUUUUUUGCACAGUUGCAAAUUUUUGAUUCAAAAAAAGAAAAAAACAAAAACAAAAGUAUAUAUGUAUGAAACGAAUGCGUACUCAAUUGCCCUAUAUUCUAUAUUAUUUAUUUAUAUAAACAUUGUACAUAAAUGUUGUUAUAUGCAUAAAGAACACACACACACACACACACAUAUACACACUUCGGUUCUUGCAUUUGCCUUGACAAAAAAAGAAAUAUCGAAAAUGAUGUAUUUGCUGCUACACCCCUCCCCAAACCUUCCAUAAACACCAACAGCGUACAGCGAUUUAAACAAUGAAUUUAUAUAUGUAGACAUUUUAAUGAGAACUAUAUACGAUAUCUAACAUAUGUAUGUACUACAACUAAGAAAAAUAUACAAAAUACCAAGGCUACAAGUGCAGUGUUUCCACAAAAGCAAAAACAACAACAUACAAAAAAUAUCUA
This is a messenger RNA of Drosophila busckii, 2074 nucleotides long. RefSeq names its product serine/threonine-protein phosphatase beta isoform (gene flw). Gene Ontology annotation, cellular component: cytoplasm; nucleus. The transcript is spliced from 6 exons. Gene Ontology annotation, molecular function: protein serine/threonine phosphatase activity. The record is from RefSeq and is a predicted model, not a curated record. The coding region runs from base 1 to 1329 and encodes 442 amino acids. NCBI's taxonomy places the organism in Eukaryota, Metazoa, Arthropoda, Insecta, Diptera, Drosophilidae.